Messenger RNA from Blepharisma stoltei, 1494 nucleotides. Lineage: Eukaryota; Ciliophora; Heterotrichea; Heterotrichida; Blepharismidae. The record is from the annotation of a GenBank genome assembly.
AUGGGCAAUCGUGUUUAUCCUUGUAUCUCUGGUAGUCAAUAUAAAUUUGCCUACCAAAGAACUUUCGAAUUUUCGAAAUCGCAUUGUUUCUUUCAUCCACGGACUCUUUUUACUUGUUUCAAUCACAAUGGCAAUUUCUACCGGCCGGCGAAUGGGAAACAUAAAUGACGACUUUGAACUUACGGUAUUGCGAUUUCUUUCUCCCCCUCCGUGAGUUAAUAAAAAAUUUUGCUCGCUUACGGGAUUAAUUUUUUUUUAAAAAAUAUUUUAUUUAAUAAAUUUUAUAGUAAAUCUUUUUUUGAAAUUUAAAAAAAAUUCCAAUUCCCAAAAAAUGGAAAGCAAAUAUUUAUUUAAUUUGUAAAAUUUAUGUUUUAAAAUCAAUUGUUUAAAAUUAAACAGAAUUAGCUAGAGAUUUCAUUAUAAUAAUUAUACUUAUAUAUUAAAAAAAUUUUGUUCGCUCACAGAGGGUGUGCUUUGGGCAAAAAAUAGGGAUUUUCUAAUGGCUUUGCUAGCUCACGGAGGGGGAGUUAGGCUAUUUUAUUUAUGAUACAUUGCGUAUUUGAAAAUUUGGGAUCUAUGAUAACUUUAUUAUGCUUUAUCAUGGUCUUACAUUUGCUGCAGAUUUAACUGGGGUUUCAGGAACAUAUGGCACAGUUAAAAUUAUUUAUGGAACUUUUAUGGGAUUUAAAAAUGAAACAAAGAUAUUUAUUUAAAAAUAAUUUUCAACAAUCUAGAUAUAAUUUAUAUAAUGUAUUGGUAAAAUUUCGUUUUUUGCUUAUCUACAGUAAAUUAAUUUUAAAAUUUUAAAAGAAUUUGGCAUGUCAUUACAUAUACAAUGAGUUUAAAAUUGCUUUUUGAAAUUUUAAAAUUCACUUUACUUAUGAAAGCAAACGAAAAUUUAGGCAAGGGAUUAUAGAAAUUUAUUUUCCAAUAGAAUUUCAUUAAAUUAAUACGAGCAUAAAUAUUCUGAUCCAACUUUUUUUGCUAUGGUUUCUAAUCUAUUCUUACAUAUAAAAAAAAUACUAAAAUAUGCUGGACAAAAGGAAGCAAAGUCCUAUUUACUUGCUGAAUUGGCCUUUAUAGUAGCCUUCUUAAUUAUGAGACUUAUUCUUUGACCAAUAACUUAUGGAAUCGCAACAUCGUGGAAUGCUUUUUGGCUACUAAGAAUAGUGGGAUUUUAUAUAGAAAUGGAUUCAUUAAAAUGGUUGUUAGACAUGUAUUUUAUUGUAAAGAAAAGAUAUAGAAAAUACAAAAUAAGGCGCCGAGCAGGACAAAGUUUGCCUUGAUUUGUGAAGAUUAAGAAAGCUAACCCACCCCUCCAUGAGCGAACAAAAAACGCCUGUAAAAAAUCCCAACUUUUGUCCAAAAUUCUACACUCCAUGAAUUAAAAAAAUUCUGUAAAUAUAAAUUUGGGAAUUUGUUUUUAAAAUAAUACUCCUCUCAAGUGUGCGAACAAAAAUUUUUUUAUUCAUUCACUGAGGGGGGAAUGAGUAA